ACAGCUCUCACUGAUUUAAACGUGCUGGUUUGUGUGUGCUGUAACUUUGCUUUCCUCCGUAUAUCCUGAACAUUUAGCGUCAGGAAAGUUACGUUAACUUAAUUGCGGAGAUUUUUCUGUGACGUUACUAAUCUCCACAGAUAAAAUCCGCACAGACGAUUUUUUUUACUUAGAUAAACAUCAACGGCAUUGAUAAGUGGAUGUAAACUGGUCUGGUGAAGUGAAAUGGAGCACCUGUCGUCGACCACCAACCGAUUCGUGAAUGCGAUGUACAGACAACGCGAUCCUGAGUUGUCUAGUUUAGCCAUAGGAGACUGUGAGGACUCUGAACUGGCCUAUACCAUGAGAGACCUGCCCCCUAGAGCCGGUCAAACUUUCCCUGGAAGUGAGAUGCCCAUGACGAACAGGGAGCCCGACGGCAGCACCCACCCUCACACCCCGGGGACGCCCACUUUCACACGACCCCUGAGCAGAAGUCUUGAGCCGGAGUUAGUUCGCCGUGGCCAGCUCAGCUCCAUGAGCUCUCUGGAUUCUCCCAUGAGCCCCUCUCGCGCCAAAAGUCCUUGGGGCAGAUUUGACCCCUAUGACUCUGCUGAGGAUCAAGAUAAGGAAUAUGUUGGCUUUGCGACGCUGCCUAACCAAGUGCACAGGAAAUCUGUGAAAAAGGGGUUCGCCUUUACUCUUAUGGUGGCAGGGGAGUCAGGUUUAGGGAAAUCUACACUCGUCAACAGCCUCUUCCUCACAGACCUUUACAAAGACAGGAAGAUGCUCAAUGCUGAAGAGCGGAUCUCGCAGACAGUGGAGAUCACAAAACACACUGUGCCUAUAGAGGAGAAAGGCGUCAAGCUGAGACUCACCAUCGUGGAUACGCCAGGAUUCGGUGACGCUGUCAACAACACAGAGUGCUGGAGGGCCGUUGAGGACUACAUUGACCAGCAGUUUGAGCAGUAUUUUCGUGACGAAAGCGGCCUCAACCGUAAGAACAUUCAGGACAACCGUGUGCACUGCUGCCUCUACUUCAUCUCACCUUUUGGCCACGGUCUCAGACCAAUGGAUGUGGAGUUUAUGAAGACGCUACAUGAGAAGGUCAACAUAGUGCCUGUGCUUGCCAAAGCAGACAGUCUCACUCCAGAAGAAGUCAGAAAAAUGAAAAUGAAGAUUUGUGAGGAGAUCGAGAGAUUCGACAUCAACAUCUACCAGUUCCCUGAGUGCGAUUCAGACGAGGAUGAGGAGAUCAAACUCCAGCACCAGGAACUGAAGGACAGCAUUCCUUUUGCUGUAAUUGGCUGUAACGUCCAAGCUGAAAGCCAAGGCAGGCGCUUCAGAGGCCGUCAGUACCCCUGGGGUGUGGUGGAAGUUGAAAACCCAGAGCACUCCGACUUCCUGAAGCUGAGGAACAUGUUGGUGCGCACACACAUGCAAGACCUGAAGGACGUGACGCGGGAAACGCAUUACGAGAAUUAUCGCGCUCAGUGCAUCCAGAAUAUGACCCACAUGGUGGUCAGGGAGAGGAAACGCAGUCUAUGUAAAGACCUUCCUGUGCCUUUGGUGCCUGUGGACAGCAACACUGAGCGCCUUAUUUGGGAGAAAGAUGAGGAGUUGCGGCGAAUGCAGGAAGUUCUGGAAAGGAUUCAGGAACAGAUGCGUCAUGGACAUUAAGACUUAUCCAUUAAUUUAAAUGUUUAUGAUUUAAAUGCAGUUAGAAAUGUCAGAGGUUUUGCAGUGAAUAUAAUAUAAACUGUAAAAUGCAUGAUCUGUAAAUGUAGGUGCAUGUCCUAAAUUAGAAUGGGAUGCAUUUAAAUAACUCAUUAUUUAGCUGGCAAAAAUACUUUAUUUUAUAAUGUAAAUAUGAACAACUAUAAUUGUGGUACACAAGAAAUAAGACCAGUACAACUUGA
Molecule: messenger RNA, 1898 nt
Organism: Pimephales promelas (fathead minnow)
Lineage: Eukaryota; Metazoa; Chordata; Actinopteri; Cypriniformes; Leuciscidae
Gene: septin4a
Product: septin 4a
Molecular function (GO): GTP binding
Source: RefSeq, a predicted model, not a curated record